UGUGUGUGUGUGAGUGUGAGUGUGAGUGUGAGAGGGAUUGGAGAGGAAAGGCAGGGGGUGAACACUGGACGUCGUGUGUCUAAAUAACAUUAUAGCAAGUCAACAGCUCUUUCUUUUCCCGGAAGUUUAACAUUACUUUAAUCAGGUUUUUAAUUCCAUUCUGAUCUGAAAUAAAGGCAGCAGAAGCGCGUGUUAUCUUUUCCCCGGAGUGACCUCAGAUGCGCGAGGGUGUGAGGUUUCAGAAUGUCAGGAAGUGAAGAGGAAAAGGCAGAAGAUUUGGUGUCCAGGAGCCUGUUACACGAGGAUGGAGCAGAGGAACACACACCUGAGACGGAAACUCCAAAAUCCAAGAAGAAGAAGAAAGCAAAGAAGAGUAAAGAGAGCAGGAGCAGUAAACGACAGAAAGCCCUGAGAGAGGAGGUGAUGGUGAGCUCUCCUGAAGCUCUGGAGGCUCUGCGCCUGGUGGAGGAGGAGGACGAGGACGAGGAGGAAGAGCGGCCUGUGCGAUCUGACAGCGAGGGGAGCGAUUACGCCCCCAGCAAGAAGAAAAAGAAGAAGUCCAGUUCCUCCUCCAAAGACAGGAAGAAAGCAGAGAAGAGCGGAGGAGGAAAGAACAAACGGAAGGUUCCGGAACCAGAGGAAGAAGAUGAGGAAGACGAUGAUGAAGACAUCGGACAGGGGCCGAAGAGUUCUGCCCAGCUGCUGGCGGAGUGGGGGAUGAAGGACAUUGACUACACCUUCACUCAGGAGGACUAUCACACGCUCACCAACUACAAAGCCUUCAGUCAGAUGAUCAGGCCUCUGAUUGCAGCACGGAACCCGAAAAUCGCUGUGUCAAAGAUGAUGAUGGUGCUGGGAGCCAAGUGGCGUGAGUUCAGCACCAACAACCCCAUCAGGGGAUCUGCAAACGCUGGCCCCGCCCCUCUGGCCCUUGACACCAUGACUACGCCUAGAGGGGUGGAGCUAACAGGUCCUUCCAUAGCAACGACAAUAACAUCCUCAGUGACAACAACAACACAACCAGCACCUGCUGCACCACCACUACGCAAAGCCAAGACCAAAGAGGGCAAAGGCCCAAAUGCCCGCAGAAAGACAAAGCCCAAACCACAGGAUAAGAAAUCUAAAGGGAAGAAAGUCGCGCCGCUCAAAAUCAAACUGGCCGCAUUCAAGAGGAAAAGAUCCUCCAGUGGUGAGGAUGAGGAUGGUGAGAGUGAUUUUGAUGGUUUUCCGGUGAGUGAUGGGUCGAGCCGCAGUAAGAGCAAAAAGUCGAAGAACUCCAAGAAGAAGAAGAAAGUGCGUGAGGAGGGAGACGGGUACGAGACGGAUCAUCAGGAUUACUGUGAGGUGUGUCAGCAGGGCGGGGAGAUCAUCCUGUGUGACACGUGUCCCCGAGCCUAUCACAUGGUGUGUCUGGACCCCGACAUGGAGAAAGCACCUGAGGGCACAUGGAGCUGUCCACACUGUGAAAAGGAGGGGAUCCAGUGGGAGGCACGUGAGGAGAGCUCAGAGGGUGAAGAAGAGAAUGAUAGAGGGAUGAGGGAUGAUGGAGGGAUGGAGGAGGAAGAGGAGGAUGAUCACCACAUGGAGUACUGUCGAGUGUGUAAGGAUGGAGGAGAGCUGCUGUGCUGUGACACAUGUCCAUCAUCUUAUCACCUGCACUGUCUCAACCCCCCUCUACCGGACAUCCCCAAUGGAGAGUGGAUCUGCCCCCGCUGCAGGUGUCCUCCUCUGAAGGGAAAGGUCCAGAAAGUUCUCACAUGGCGCUGGGGUGAUGCUCCGCCUUCCAUUCCAGUGCCACGCCCACCUGAUCUCCCAGCUGACGCCCCUGAUCCACCUCCUCUGGUUGGUCGAAGGGAGCGGGAGUUCUUCGUAAAGUGGUGCAACAUGUCAUACUGGCACUGCUCAUGGGUACAGGAGCUACAGUUGGAGCUGAACUGUCAGGUGAUGUUUCGGAACUUUCAGCGUAAGACAGAUAUGGAGGAGCCCCCGAGUGUGGAUCAGUCAGAGUGUGAUGAUAAUAAGAGCAUGAGGAGGAAGAGUAAAGACCCGCUGUACGCUCGCAUGGACGACCAGUUCGGACGCUAUGGAGUGAAAAUGGAGUGGCUACUCAUCCAGCGCAUCCUCAACCACAGUGUGGAUAAGAAGAAUAAUGUUCAUUAUCUGAUAAAAUGGAGAGAUCUGCCUUAUGAUCAGUCAUCAUGGGAGAGUGAGGACAUGGACAUCCCUGAUUACGACACGUAUAAACAGCACUAUUGGAACCACAGAGAGAUGAUGAUUGGUGAUGAAGGUCGUCCAGGAAAAAAGCUGAAGAAGGUGAAAGUGCGAAGGAUAGAAAAGCCUCCUAUAAACCCUGUGGUGGAUCCGACGGUGAAGUUUGACCGACAGCCGGAGUAUCUGGACGUGACAGGGGGGACGUUACACCCCUAUCAGCUGGAGGGACUGAACUGGCUGCGGUUCUCCUGGUCUCAGGGCACAGACACUAUUCUUGCUGAUGAGAUGGGCCUCGGCAAAACAGUACAGACCGCCGUCUUCCUCUACUCACUCUUCAAAGAGGGUCAUUCUAAAGGCCCAUUCCUGGUGAGCGCUCCUCUGUCCACUAUCAUUAACUGGGAGCGGGAGUUUGAGAUGUGGGCUCCAGACAUGUACGUGGUCACGUAUGUGGGGGAUAAAGACAGCCGAGCUGUGAUCCGUGAAAACGAGUUCAGUUUUGAGAAUCACGCCAUCCGUGGAGGAAAGAAAGCCUCCAAGAUGAAGAAGGAGGCAGCAGUGAAGUUCCACGUGUUGUUGACAUCAUACGAGUUGAUCACUAUCGAUCAGGCUGUGUUGGGAUCUAUAGACUGGGCGUGUCUAGUAGUGGACGAAGCUCACCGCCUAAAGAACAACCAGUCCAAGUUUUUUCGGGUGUUGAAUAAUUAUCCUCUGCAGCACAAGCUGUUGUUAACGGGAACUCCACUACAGAACAACCUGGAGGAACUGUUCCACCUGCUCAACUUCCUCACUCCUGAGAGGUUCAAUAAUCUGGAAGGAUUUCUGGAGGAGUUUGCGGACAUUGCUAAGGAGGAUCAGAUAAAGAAACUGCACGACAUGCUGGGACCGCACAUGCUGCGGCGUCUCAAAGCCGAUGUCUUCAAACACAUGCCUUCUAAAACCGAGCUGAUCGUCCGAGUUGAGCUCAGCACCAUGCAGAAGAAGUACUAUAAGUACAUCCUCACACGUAACUUCGAGGCUCUGAACACACGUGGUGGAGGGAAUCAGGUGUCUCUCCUGAACGUGGUGAUGGACCUAAAGAAGUGCUGUAAUCACCCCUACCUCUUCCCCACAGCCGCCAUUGAAGCUCCUAAAAUGCCCAAUGGGAUGUAUGAAGGUGGAUCUCUCACAAAGGCUUCUGGGAAAUUAAUGCUGCUGUGUAAGAUGUUGAGGAAGCUGAAGGAGGGGGGACACAGAGUGCUCAUCUUCUCACAGAUGACAAAAAUGUUGGACCUGCUGGAGGAUUUCCUGGAGAACGAGGGAUAUAAAUAUGAACGGAUUGAUGGAGGAGUGACAGGGGUGAUGAGACAGGAGGCCAUCGACAGGUUUAACGCUCCUGGAGCUCCUCAGUUUGUGUUUCUGCUCUCUACACGAGCAGGAGGUCUGGGCAUCAACCUGGCAACUGCAGACACUGUCAUCAUCUACGACUCGGACUGGAACCCUCACAAUGACAUUCAGGCAUUCAGCAGGGCUCACCGUAUCGGUCAGAACAGGAAGGUGAUGAUUUAUCGAUUUGUCACUAAAGCAUCUGUGGAGGAGAGGAUCACCCAGGUGGCAAAAAAAAAGAUGAUGCUGACUCACUUAGUGGUACGACCCGGUUUGGGCUCAAAGGCCGGCUCCAUGUCCAAACAGGAACUGGACGACAUCUUAAAAUUUGGCACAGAGGAGCUGUUUAAAGACGACACUGGAGAAGGUGAUAAUAAAGAGGAGGACAGCAGCGUGAUUCACUAUGAUGAUAAAGCCAUUGAUAAACUGCUGGACCGAAACCAGGAUGCCACUGAUGACACCGAGCUGCAGAAUAUGAACGAGUACCUCAGCUCCUUUAAAGUGGCCCAGUACGUGGUUAAAGACGAGGAGGAUGAGGAGGAGGUGGACAGGGAGAUUAUAAAGCAGGAGGAGAAUGUGGACCCGGAUUAUUGGGAGAAGUUACUGCGUCAUCAUUAUGAGCAGCAGCAGGAGGUGCUGGCCAGUCACCUGGGGAAGGGCAAAAGACCUCGCAAACCGGUCAACUACAACGACUGCUCCCAGGAGGAACAAGCAGAUUGGCAUGAUGACCAGUCCGACAACCAAUCAGAUUACUCCGUGGCCUCAGAGGAGGGAGAUGAGGACUUCGAUGAGCGCUCUGAAGUAAACAACCGCAGGCCAAGUCGUAAAGGUCUUAGAAACGAUAAAGAGAAGCCUUUGCCACCCCUGCUGGCCAGAGUGGGCGGGAACAUUGAGGUGUUGGGAUUUAACUCUCGUCAGAGGAAGGCCUUCCUGAAUGCAGUGAUGCGUUAUGGGAUGCCUCCACAGGACGCCUUCACCACACAGUGGCUGGUCCGGGACCUGAGGGGCAAAUCUGAGAAAGAGUUCAAGGCGUAUGUCUCUCUGUUCAUGCGUCACCUGUGUGAACCGGGGGCUGAUGGCGCUGAAACCUUCGCUGAUGGAGUUCCGCGUGAAGGGUUGUCACGGCAACACGUCCUAACACGCAUUGGUGUGAUGUCACUGAUACGGAAGAAGGUUCAGGAAUUUGAGCAUGUGAAUGGUCAGUGGUCAAUGCCAUGGAUGAAGGAACUUGAGGAGAAUAAAAGAGCAGUGGCUGCUGCCAUGGGAGACGACCCCAAAACACCCUCUACUGGAACACCUGGAGACACCCAACCUAACACACCUGCACCAGAGGAGCUGUCCAGAGGGGAGGAGUCAGAGCGAGAGAUGGAGGACAGGAUGGAGGGAGAAGGAGAGAAAGACAGAAGGAGCACUCGCACCCAGGACGACGAGGUGAUUGAGAUUCCAGAUGAUGGUGAGACCUCCCCGAGUCCAGAGAAGACAGGAACAGGACAGGAGAUGGAGGGAGACAGCACAUCUCCCUCAGUGGAGAAGGAUGGAGGGAUGAAGGAUGCUGCAGGAGAGAAAGAGAAAGCUGAACAAAAAGAGGAAAGCUCUACAUGUUCUCCAACCAAUGAAGAGGUCAAAGGGGAAAGGUCAGAGGUCACCACCACCUUAGACUCCUCCCAGCCCAAAGAAGAGUGCCGUGACGAAAAGAGUGAGAAAACAGACUCAGUAGAGGAAAAGAGAGUAGUGAAGAUGGAGAAGGAUGGAGUGAAAGUGGAGGAGUCUCGGAUGAAUGGAGAGGAUGGAGGAGCAGACACUGAGGAGAAGAAGAAACUCGUUAAACAGAGAUUCAUGUUCAACAUAGCAGAUGGAGGAUUCACAGAGCUCCACUCUCUGUGGCAGAAUGAAGAGAGAGCUGCCACUGUCACUAAGAAGACGUAUGAUAUUUGGCACCGUCGCCAUGACUACUGGCUCCUGGCGGGGAUCAUACAACACGGCUAUGCCCGCUGGCAGGACGUUCAGAAUGACCCACGCUUCUCCAUCCUCAAUCAGCCCUUUAAAGGGGAGAUGAGCCGAGGGAACUUCCUGGAGAUCAAAAACAAAUUCCUCGCUCGCAGGUUCAAGUUGUUAGAGCAGGCGUUGGUGAUAGAGGAGCAGUUGCGCAGAGCUGCGUAUCUAAACAUGAGUGAGGACCCGUCUCACCCCUCUAUGGCUCUGAACACACGCUUCAGUGAGGUGGAGUGUUUAGCCGAAUCUCAUCAACACCUGAGUAAAGAGAGCAUGAUGGGAAAUAAACCUGCUAACGCUGUACUGCACAAAGUACUUAAACAGUUGGAGGAGUUGCUUAGCGACAUGAAAGCUGAUGUCACUCGUCUCCCAGCGACUAUCGCCCGGAUACCACCAGUUGCCGUGCGUCUGCAGAUGUCGGAGCGCAGCAUCCUCAGUCGUCUCGCCAGUCGGGGGUCGGAGGUCUCCCAGACUCAAGCACCCCGCUGACCCCGAGUGACCUAUUUACCCCUGAGUGCCCUUCCUUACUUUAGGCUGUGUCCUAAUCCAGAUUCACUUCACUAUAGCUCACUCCCUUUCUGACCAGGUGACACCGAUACGAUGCUACACCCAAAAUAGCAGGUGACAAUGUGACCUUUGACCCUACCCCCAGAUUAUCCACUCUGAAUAAGAUAAAAGGAGGCAGAAGGAGAGAGAGCCAUUCUGACUCCAGUUACUCUGUACUGUAUACCUGGUUGUGUUCCAAUCCAAAUUAGCUUCCCUUAGUGCUGGAGUGGUAAUGCAGAACGCGUUCGCAUUAGCAAGCGACAGACUGACGUUAGCAAGCCCUUCUCCUGGUUUUGUCCCAAUCCCAGUUAAAAAGGGGAUGAGAAGGAGACCAAGGUUAGGUAAAUGUUAACUCCUGCACUCAUCACUCGCUUCAUAAAGAAGACUCUGAGCAGAGAUUAUGACGUCAUCAACAGCAGAUCAAUCAGAUUAAGGUUUUCUUUUUUCUAUGCAAAUGAGCAGAGGCGCGGCUCUAAAGCUGUUGUAGUCUCGUCCGAGUGUAAAUUGUCGUAACAGUAGUCCAUGAGAAAUAAAACACUGCAUGUUUCUCAUCUGAAGCACUGGUUUUCUUUUUUUUUACUUCUUGUAAAAGUAAAAGAGCGAGUUCUUCCUUUCUUACUCGAGUUGUUCGUUUGCAGCGAGAUUCAGCAUGAUGUUAGUGAUAAGAGUGGAGAUGUCGGAUGAGACGCUGGACACAGAGGGCAGUGCAGUCUUAUAACACAGCGGAGGCUAGUUAGUGCGUUGAGCAUUGUGGGUAAUGUAGAAAACUGAAGUGAAAGUACAUCAUGUCCAGAGCUCCAUUCUAAAAUAGUUCUUGAGUUUGCUGAAUAAACUUCUGUGGCUGCAGGGAAACCACCUCAUGAAUAUUCAUUUUUAUGAAAAUGAGCUCCAGAUGAUCGGCGUGAUCUCGGGCAUCUCCUGCGUCUCUUUACUUCUUGCGUACCAUUGACACUUCCUUUUUCUCUGAGCUAAGAUUAAAGUUCGUUAGGAAGCUGUGGUUAAAGGUCUGUAUUAGUGAACAGAAGGUAGAGUUCAAUUCCUAGCACAGCUUCUCGCGCAGCCUUGAUCAGGCUGUGUCCCAAAUUGCAUUGCAAAUAUCAUCAUAACAUCGUUUUCAGCUAAACCUGCACCACGUAGUAGGGGCUUUGGGCUGCGUUCCACAUUACCACAGCACACACUCCUGUAGCAAUACCGCAGUUUCAACACUUUAACACAUUUCGGUGGUUUGGGAUGCAGUCUGUGGACUGGGUCACGGGCCGUGUCCCAAAUCUAAUACCACUAUACCUAAUAUAAUAGCACCAGAGACACCAGAGCUAGAAUGUUUAGUGUAUACUGUAGGCUUCAGUUCAGCAGUAACAACAAAUGGCUGUGUCCCAAAUCAUAUCCGAAUAGCACCCCUAAACUGUUCUCCGCUAUAUCUGAGGCACAGAGCGUUAAGAAGCUUACUUAUUGUUCAUCAGCGAAGUUGGAGGCUGUAUCACAAAUCCCGAGCCAGUGUACUGCGUAGAGACACUGUUUAGUGCCGUUUGGGACACAGCCCUGAGAGAAGGGCCAGCCAUCAGCGUAGUAUCCAGUGUAUUACUUUUGGUUUUGGAUGCCGUUGUCCUGCGUUGUCAUGGGGACAGGAAAAGCUUUGUUACUGCUCUGUCGUUAGCUAGCUACCUAACACUGCUCAGGUAGUGUACUACAUGUAGUGGACUAGUUCCCUCACACUAGUUAGUGUAAUAGGAAUCAGAACCUAGAGACUGGAACACACACUCACUGAUGUUGUUGUUGUUGUUAUUGCUGUUGUUGUUGUUUAUUCCACUUAUUUCCCCUGUCAAUGAAUGAUGUCACUCAGAAAGCUCCACCCCUUUUGAUGAGCUCACUUUGUAAUUACUGUUGUUACCCUCUUAUUGUUGAUACACAUUAAUAUUGUUUUUUUGAGACCUGCAAUAAAACUCAUUAACAAGAA
Messenger RNA from Hemibagrus wyckioides, 8065 nucleotides. It is a transcript of the gene chd4b, whose product is annotated as chromodomain helicase DNA binding protein 4b. Gene Ontology annotation, cellular component: chromatin; NuRD complex; nucleus. NCBI's taxonomy places the organism in Eukaryota, Metazoa, Chordata, Actinopteri, Siluriformes, Bagridae. The transcript is spliced from 40 exons. Gene Ontology annotation, molecular function: ATP binding; DNA binding; ATP-dependent chromatin remodeler activity. The record is from RefSeq and is a predicted model, not a curated record. The coding region runs from base 244 to 6054 and encodes 1936 amino acids. Gene Ontology annotation, biological process: negative regulation of transcription by RNA polymerase II; chromatin remodeling.